AUGAGCGAGAAAGCAGAUGAGCAUGAGAUAGACCAGUGGGCGAGCGUCGAACAAUUCCCCGAACAUCUCAAAAAGUACUGGCAUCAACGCUUCAAGAUCUGGGAGAAAUACGACAAGGGCAUUUGGAUGACAGAAGACGCCUGGUUUGGCGUAACCCCAGAGCCCAUUGCAAACAAGAUCGCUGCUCACAUUUCAGAGUCGGCGCCCAAGGAGAAGACGGUCAUUGUGGAUGCUUUUGCCGGCGUGGGUGGUAAUGCCAUAGCGCUGGCGCGUUCAGGCCGUUGGGAACGCGUUUUUGCGAUUGAGAAAGAUCCCAAGACGCUCAUGUGCGCAAAGCACAAUGCUGAGAUCUACGGUGUAAGCAGUAAGAUAUUUUGGCUGCCGGGAGACUGUUUCGAUGUCAUUAGCAGGUUCUCGGGCCAAAGCAAUGUGGUUGUCUUUGCUAGUCCGCCGUGGGGAGGAACUGAGUAUGGCGCGGAAGAUGUAUUUGACCUCACCAAGAUGGAACCAUACAAUCUUGACAAACUCUACAAGAGUUUCACGAAGAUUAGCAAGGAAGUUGUUCUGUACCUACCCAGGACUUCAGAUCUGAACCAGAUUGCGAGGUAUGGACAAGACGGCAAAAAGUUGGAAGUUGCGCAUUAUGCUAUGAUGGGUGCUAGUAAGGCUCUGUGUGUGUACCUUGGGAACUUUGAUUUCGAGAUGGAGCAGGAAGAGUCAUAA
Pyrenophora tritici-repentis Pt-1C-BFP is the source of this 723-nucleotide messenger RNA. RefSeq names its product methyltransferase. NCBI's taxonomy places the organism in Eukaryota, Fungi, Ascomycota, Dothideomycetes, Pleosporales, Pleosporaceae. Gene Ontology annotation, cellular component: nucleus. Gene Ontology annotation, molecular function: RNA cap trimethylguanosine synthase activity. Gene Ontology annotation, biological process: 7-methylguanosine RNA capping; 7-methylguanosine cap hypermethylation. The record is from RefSeq and is a predicted model, not a curated record.